Drosophila biarmipes is the source of this 771-nucleotide messenger RNA. RefSeq lists its product as uncharacterized. Bases 117 to 596 code for a protein of 159 amino acids. The record is from RefSeq and is a predicted model, not a curated record. Lineage: Eukaryota; Metazoa; Arthropoda; Insecta; Diptera; Drosophilidae. The transcript has 2 exons.
GUUUGAUUUUGUAUUUUGCCCGUAGCUCUCACUUCCACGUAGCUCUCAGUUCUUAGAAACGAAUUUAGUGAUAGCACACAUUAAUACAAUAGUAGUUUCAACAACAAAUCGAAAAUAUGCCCAACUUUAAUGGAGCUAUUAUAGUGCACACGCUUCAGUUGCUGAACUCGCCGGCUACACUGCGAGAAAUCGUGGUGACCAUAGCAAAGAACACAGACUUGCCGCAGGAUGAGCUGAAAGGGCCGGUGAAACAAACCCUCGAGAUGGGCCACCGUUUGGGAUUUCUGCAGAAACUCGACGGUCGCUAUUUUCUGGUUAAAAUGACUUUCGACGCACUCAUUAAUGAGAUGCAUGCUCUGGACAAGGAGGAGGUCUUAGAGAAGCCAAAGAUGGUCAAAACCAAAAAGAAGUUAGUGCAGAAAAGUCCCUUACCUACGGGCCUGGAGAAAAAGACCAGUAAGAAGGCGGUCAAGAUCCCGGAACCGUUGGUAAAUCCAAAACCAACUGAAAAAGGUCGAGUGCAGGACACUGUCAGUUCAUCCAAUAUCGCAAAGCAAACGUCACCUAUGGUGACAAAGCCAAAGCGCUUCAAGUAGCCCAUAACACAGAACAGCACCACUCCCCAGGAAAACAGCGUAGUAACCCCAGAUAGUAUAAAUAUCUUUGCCCAGAGGAUCUUCUCCCUUGGGCGUUAGGAUGUGAAAAAAAUUAUCUGUUCUGUUGUAUAAAUAUUUGGCCGUAAUACUCAAAAGUAUAAAUUUUCUUAUAUUA